Messenger RNA from Tetrahymena thermophila SB210, 6399 nucleotides. Its product is annotated as transmembrane protein, putative. The transcript is spliced from 6 exons. The record is from RefSeq and is a predicted model, not a curated record. Lineage: Eukaryota; Ciliophora; Oligohymenophorea; Hymenostomatida; Tetrahymenidae.
AUGAAUACUGACUUUACCUUGCCGACUGAGUACUAAUAGCUCACGACUGAGGGACCUUUUAUAUCUUAAAAGAAAGAUUUAAACGAAGUGAAUUUUUCAAAUGCGAAAUAAAAUUCACCUUCUAAUGAUAUUAGUCACUUAUUUAAUUCUUCAGGAUUUGAUUAAAAUCAUUUAAUCAGAAAUUGUAUAUCAGAAAAUAAAAUUUUAGAUGAAUUAGAUAAGGCUGAUUCAGCUAAUAUUUAAAAGUAGAAUGAUUAAUAAGAGAUUUAAAUGAAUCUUGAGCAUGAUUAUUUAAAUAGGAGUGAUAUUUUUACUUAAAAAAAUAAUUAAAUGAAUGAAGAGAUAUUAUAAAUAAGGAUAGAUCAUUCAGAAGAUGUAUUUGAGUAUUUCGAGAAAGAGCCUUCUUAUUAAGCGAUUGAAAUAAUUGACUAUGAAAGAUUUCUUAGCUUAGUUGAGUUUGCCCAAAUCGAUUUAAAACUUAGAAAGCUAUCUAAAAAGUUUAAAGCUUUGAGGAUAACAAAUGUAGACUUAACAACUCACCAUUUAAAAAUACUAUAGUAUGGUAUACUUUAAAAUAGAAGAGACCUAGAGAUUUAGUUGAAUAAUAAUAAUAUAGAUGAUUAGUCUUUUUUUUAGUUUCUAUUGGAAUCAAGAUGCUUUAAACUGAUAUAAUUUAUAAACAAUAUAGGGAUUCUAAAGUUUAUUGAUUAUAUUUAUGAAAAAUACUCUGGUAAAACUAUAAAAAGAAGAAAUAUGCUCAGAUUAACUGAAUACAAUAUUGUGUUAGAAAAGAGCGAUAAUGAUCUAAUAAUUACUUUGCACACAGGUUCAAAUCAAUUUAGAUAUCUUAAAGAUUGGUCUGAUUAGUAUAAGAAAUAUUAGGUUGUCAAUUACGAUAUAAAGUAAUGUUCUAAAGAAGUAGUUAAAAAAAUUCUACAUUGUGAAUUCACUAAUAAUCAUUUACCAGUUAUACUUUCCCUAAGUUUAAAAGUGGAGUCAUGGAAUGUAGAAUAAAUUAGUGAUAUACUUUAAAAAUUAAAUACAGUAAAUACACUAGACUUGGGUGGAUCAAUCGAUUUAGCAGAAUACGAUGUAGCAAAGAUAUUUUUCCAUGAAAAAUAGUUCAAAAUAAAAGAUUUGAUAAUUAGAGAUAUUCCUUUUAAAAAUCCAGCUUUUAAAUUAUUUGUUUAACAUUUCCUUUAUAGUGAUUUUACUAUUACAAAGUCAAUUGACAUCAGUAAUUGCGAAAUCAAUGAUGAUAAAGUUUUUUUGUUAUGCGAAAACCUUAGAGUAAGGAAAGAAAGGAUACCUCUUUAACAGAUUUAUUUACAAAAGAAUCCUUAUAUUGGUACAGAGGGAUGGAGAAGACUAUUUUCUAUGAUGAUUUUCGGAAGAUGCACUGCAAUUACAGAUCUAGAUUUGAGAGGAUGUCUUAUAACUAAGAGUCAUUUGUAAGAUGGAAUUAUAGCUGGAUAUAAAUCUUCUUAAAGGAUUUCUAAAAAAUUUUGUAUCCGUAUGCCUUUAAGAACUCUUUUCGUUUCUAGUUCUGAGAUGACUCCAGAAUGUUGGAAGAUAUUUACUAAAGAAUUUUUAUUCCAUCCCAAGAUAAAUCUUGAAAAUUAUAAUUUUUUUUUUACUGGCUACUUUAUGAGCAAUAAAAUUCUUACAAACAAGUGCAUGAACGAUAACAUUAUAGAAAUCAGACAUAAUGAGAGCAAGGAUACACACACUCUUCAAUCUUCUCUUAAGCAGUCUUAAAAAGCUUACUAAGAUAAUGAAUUGACUGCAUACUCUAAAACCUAAUUAAAUUAAAGUGGACAUUCGACUCCAAAAUCUUUGAAAGUUUAUAAUUUGAAUUAAUUGCAUUUGGAAAUUAAAAAAAAUGAAUAAAUAUGCAAAAGUUAUGAAGAUUAAAUCUUUAAUUAUCCAAAAUCUUCAAUCAGCAAAGAUUAAAAUUCAUAUAAAAUAAACAAAAAUACUCAUGAUGACAAAUAGAUCAUAUAUUAAGUUAAUGAUCAAACAUUCAAUAAUAAGAGUUAAUUUGAUGAUAUAACUGAAGAAUCAGAAAUCAAUUUAAAUAAUAGUCAUUUAAAUUUAAAAUAAGAUAAUAGUCAAAAUCAGUAAUAAACAAAGAGCCAUUUUUAACUUAAUUAGAUUCAUCCGAAUUCAAGAACAUAAUCUCAAACAUCGCUUAAUUAAACAAAAUCUAUAUUUUCCAAAGAAACCACUUAAAAAUUAUAAAUUCAUAAAAUUAACUAAUAAGAUGAUUAAAAUGCUUUAAAUAUCUUAAAUUAAAGUAACAUAGAUAAUAGUUUUACUUCAAUACCAUUCUAAUAAGACUAAUUACACCUCUAGGUUUGUUAAAAAAACUAUUUUUGUAAGUCUUAGAAAUCAAAAAGUUUAAACGAACUGCAUAGUCCAUAAUAAUAGGAUUAGCCAUCAAAAGAAAAAUAGUAAAUUAAUGAAGAAAAUAAGAUUGAAUAAAACGAGAGUGGGAUUUAUUUGAAUUAGUAAAAUAAAUUGAAGCAUAUAGAAAAUUUUGAUAAUAAUAGUAAUUAUAGUAAUCAUAAUAAUCAUCAUAAUGAGAAGUUCAAAAAUUAGCUUCAUUCUUAAAAAAUUGAUAAUUAUAUAAAAGAAAAGAGCAGAGAUUCAGAUAAACAUAACGAAAAAGAAAAUGAUUCUUAGAAAACAAAAUCAAAGUCAAAUAAAGAAUAAACUCUUAAUUUAAUUUACAACUCUGAUUUGGAUAAUUUGAAAAUAGAAUAAAUACCUGGAGUGGGUUCAACGUUUUCUCAAUCUGUAUAAAUUUCUUACUUAGAAUUGCUGCAAGUAAAGUAAUAACAGCACACUUAAAAUUUUUAGUCUUCACAAACUUAACCUUUAAAUAUGAAGAAUGAAAGCAGUUAGUAAAAGCAUUUAUAAAAUAAUGGAAAACUUGUAAGGCUGCAUUCUUACUCACAUUAAAAAAAAAACAUUCUUGAUAAGAAUAAUUUUUCUUAGCAGGGAAAAAACAAAAAAAUAUUUAGAUCAAUUUCUUUUAACAGUCAGAAUCAUGCUUAGAUUCGAUUUGAUGAAUAUUAUAAAUAAAAUAUACUUAACAAAUAAGUUCAAGAUAAAAAUAAUUCAAAUGUUGUGCCUUAUUAUAAAAAGAGCAGUUUCGGACAUAAACACGUGAAAAGUGCAUAAGAAAUAGUAGAAAAUAUUAACUAAGUAGUGUCAUAAAAUACUUUUACAGAUAUAAUGUAAAAUAUAGAGGAGCAUAAUAACUCUAAAACUUCAUAUAAUGAUAUUUUAAAUGGUAAAAAUGAGAAAACAAAUACUCCAAAAGUAUUUUAGGAUGAUAACAGUUAAUCGUUUUAAUUAUAAGCAAAAAAUUCUUAAAGUGAUUAAGAAUAAAUAUUAAAAAACUCUGUUUCUGAUAAUGAAAAUUCUAAAAACAGUAAAAACGUUUCUUAAUCUUUUUUGGAUACCAACAAUCUCUAAAAAAGUUUAAAAGAAUAGCAAUAAAUUUAUAACGGACUUUUAUCUCCUCCUAAGUAGCUAUCAAAUAGCAAAUUGUAAGAUCCUUCCUUAAAUAUACCAAUGUAAUUUAUUAAAACAGAAACAUUUGAUGCUAAGAAUUAAGCUAAAACAUAAAAUACGAAUGACUCACCUAAUAAACAAAAGAAGUUUAUACAGAGAUAAAGUGCUAACAUAAUGGAUAAUUCAGUUAAUUUAAAUAAAAGAAAAGCAAGUAAUCUCUAAUAAAGUUAUCAAACAGAUCAAGAAAGAGCAGAAAGUGAAAAAUUAAAUUUUAAAUAAAUGAAAGUUGUAGACAAGUAUAGAAAAAAUAAUAUUUUCUACAAAAAAUUCAGAGCUAAGAACGAAGCAGGUGUCAUAAAUAAGUAGGAAAUUUUAGGAUCUGUAGAAAAUGCCAUUUAUAACUUAUUAGAAUGUUAUACUUUAUAAAAAAAACCUCAUCUUAAAUAAAUUAUACUGCAUACAACAGACCAAUUUCCUUAUCUCUCAACUCAUAUAUAACAGCAAAAUACUACAGAGUUUUAAGGAAAUAUUUCACCUGCUGGUUGGAGUAGACUUUUCUUUUUAAUGUAAAAAUGUUAAAUAUUUGUUGUGCCUUUAUCAAAUAACAAUCCAUAAUUACCUAUUACUCCUUUAUUUAAUGAAAAAUACGAAUAUAUGCACCCUAUUCCUGAAGAAAUAAUAAAAGAAUCAUCGACUACUGAGCUUUAUCAAAAUUUAAUAUUUUUUUAUAUAAAUGCUGAUAGACUAUACCAUAAAAUAUAUAAAGGUAAGUUAACUCCAAUAUAAUGGCUAUAUUUUAAUCCAAAUUCUAAAAUAAAAAUCAUUAAAUCUAAUUGCUAUUCUACUUUCAUUAAUCUUGAAAGAAAUAUUAAGUUGGAUAAAAAAGAAAAUAAUUACACAUUUAAAACUGAAAUCAUUGACUUUAAUUGGGAAGGUGAAGAAAAGGGAUGGAAAAUAUUUGCUCUUAAUGUGAUGCUUUGCAAGCGAUUUUAGCUAAAGUAGCUCUAUUUGAAAAAUGUGAACAUAGAUAAAAUUAUAUAGGUAUUAGAAGAAUACAAAUUAAAAUACAAUAAAACUGAAAUUCCUUCUUAAUUAUGGAAUCUCAGUAUUUUGUGCUUUAGCUUCAGUUCUUGCACUUCUUCUUAAUAACUUGCUAAAUUUUUAUUUUACUUUUUCAAUUCAGAUUAAUUGAAAGUUAUUUAUAAUGGUAAAGAAGACUCAUUUUAUAUAUUUGGCCAAGAUUAUUAACAUGAACUACUGACAUUUAACACUUCAGAUAUAAGUUCAAGGAUGAUUGACGAUCCGUAUUGCUUAAAUAGACACAUAAAAUAUCCCUAUAGCUUGUAAGCUCCUUAUAUCUCUUAAUUUUAUGUCAAUAAAAAAGGUUAUUUUUCUCCUCAUUUUUUUACAGGAUCUAUUUGUGUUUAAUUAAUUACAAAGUUUUAGUGCAACAAAAUCAUUCAAGCUUUUGAUCGUCAAAUUUCUGUUUACCUAUCAAACAUGAAUAAAAAAAUUUAAAAUUAUUUACAAUCUCGUUCUCCAAGUAUACCUGCUGUUAAACUAAAGCAGUUCAUUUGUGAGUCAAACGAACAAAAAUAUAGAACUUAAUACUCUAAAUUAAUAGAGCCUUGCUUGAUUCUGCAUCAAAGUAGAGAAGAUUUUACUGAUUAAAUUGUUUAAUUUAACUGUUCGCUCUUUGAAGGUGGCUCAUUAAUAAUAGAACCUUAAAAGCUCAAAAGAAUAGUAACUGCAGUAAACUUAAUAAACUUGUAUCAAUUCUAUUUUAUAAAUCAAUAAAAUCUCUAGCAAAAGCAAGAUCAACAAAAUGACUUUAGAACAUACUCUAUUCAAAAAAAAAUAAAUUAAGAAAUUCAUAUAUAUUUAUCUCUUGAAGAUAAGCUAAGGAUGUAUGGCGAAAUUAGUAGCCUAAAGAAUUCCUCAGAGUAAAUUAAAUUAUAUGCAAAUUACAUAUAAUACCUGCAGCAUAAGUAGUAUCUGGAAAAAAUGAAUCAGAUAGGAAUGAAUCCAACAUAUCACCACCCAUAUAAUUAUUAUAACUGCUUAUAUGUUAAUAAUAAAUCUGUUGUUUUGAUGUUUGAGACAACGUGUAGCAAUUCAUGUGGAUAAAGAUGUGGGAAGACAGCUGAUAUUAUCUACUAUUACAAAGAAACUUAUGCUGAAUCUUAAAAAAUUCCUGACUAUCUGACAUACAUUAAACUCAACAAAAAAGUAUCUCCUUACUUUUUUUCAACUUUUUUAUUUAACAAGAUUGUUGAUUUAUACUCUGAAGAACAUAUAUUGAGUUUGCUAUUCUGUACUGUUUACACUGAAGAUUACAAUUAUCGUUUUUUUGAUUAUGUCAAACUUUUACAUGUUUACUUCUUAAUAAUCUUCUAAUUUUUAGUAUGUAUACUAGUGAUUUCUUUUUCUUAAGAUAUGCACAAAUAUGAAUAUCUUGAUUCUUCUUUUGCAUACUUACCUUUGUGCUUAAGUGUAUUGCUAUUUCUUUGGCAGUUUUAAAAGGUAGUAAUUCUUAUUUCUAAAUCAAAAUAAGUUUUUGCAAUUUAAAGCAUAAUUUCUAGAAAGAGAACUUUUGAAAAAAAAUAAACAAUCAGAAAUAGAUAACAAGUUAGAUAACUCAAAAAUAAAAACACGAUUGAAGAUUAAAAAUGCUAAAGUUAAAAAAAUUUAGAAGAAAUAGACUGCUCUCCUUAAUCUCAUUGGCUUUUAUACAAAACUCCGCUAGAUGUUUAUAAAUCAAACAAACUGAUUAUAUUCUUUGCUUCAUUUAAGUCAUUUGUAGCAAAUAUUGCCUUUUAUUCCUAGAUUUUCUUCUUUAGUGACUGCGUAAAUAUUUUUUUCAUUUAUCAUAAAUGA